AUGUGGCCGCUUGCAAAAUUAUAUCCUCCCCCCAUCGGACCUUCAUCACAAGCAACAUCAUCGCCAUUGUCCCAAAAGGUAUCCAAUGCAUCAGUUCACGAACAUCAUCAACAAUCCAUUGCACUCUCGGAAUAUCUCGCACAGACUAUCCAUAUUUUCCAUUCGUCGCUUAUACAUAACUUCUAUGCUUCCUUAUACAUAAAAACAUCAUCCUGCAUUUACAUUAUUUCUUUCGGCUUCUUUUCUUUCUUAUAUUCUCAACCGCAUUUUAUCGAUCAUUUUAUCCUUCUUCUAUCCUGCACUCCCUUCAUCAGCAUUGCCAGCAUCCCCAUCCUCACCCUCAUCGUCAAACUCUCAUCAUCAAUUAUCAUAUCCCUCCUCAUCCGCUGCGGACUCUUCGAGCUCACGCCGUGUAAUCAACCUGUUUUGUACCGUCUUUCAGACGUUGUCAUUUUUCUACCUCACUGUCUUUUGCAUACUACCCUGUCCUGUUGUCGCAUAUCACUUGUCACAUAGAACUUGAAAUCAUAUAUGUUGUCGAUUUUUGUCAA
Laccaria bicolor S238N-H82 is the source of this 551-nucleotide messenger RNA. RefSeq lists its product as uncharacterized. The record is from RefSeq and is a predicted model, not a curated record. Bases 1 to 516 code for a protein of 171 amino acids. The transcript has 2 exons. Lineage: Eukaryota; Fungi; Basidiomycota; Agaricomycetes; Agaricales; Hydnangiaceae.